AAAUUCUCCCAUCAUGAGUCUAAAGUUUUAAUCUAUUUGUGUGUUGAAAAAUCUAGCGUAUGCUCAACCUAAUUUGAACUUAUUAUAAAAUUAAGCCAUAUUUGAACAUUGAAAUUGCACCCAAAAAGAAAAAAAUAUUUGAACAUUGAAAUUUGCUUUUGUAAUUCAAUCCCUGAGAAAAUAGUUAGCGACGAAAAUGUCAAGUCUGAGUGUUCCUACAAUGCCAGUUUCUACUCGUGAUGAUGUUGCUAAACUUUACAAGGCUUUCAAAGGUAAUCAAUAAUCUCUCUUACGAAGUAUUAUUCAAUCGUUUUACUGUUUCCACUGAUUUACAGUGUUUUUAUCCCGCUGAUUGUACUCAAUUGUUCAAGAACAAUGGCUUAUCAGUGCCUGAACUGUAUGCGUUAGAAUUUUCAUAUCAGCGCCUGCACUCUGUGAAUCUUUAACUCUAAACUUUACUUCAGCAGGAUCUCAAAAUAUCAUAUGACUGUCAUUUUUAACUGAAAGAAAUCUGACUCUUAUCUUGAGUACCCUUCCCCCCAGGAUUUGGUUGUGAUACUUCAGCAGUGAUCGAUAUUCUUGCUCAUCGUGAUGCUUCACAGUGAGCAGCUAUUAAGCAGGAAUAUGAACCUUUGUACUCUGAAGAGCUUCUCCAUCGGUUGUCAAAGGAGCUCAGUGGAUGCAGUUUUGCUCUGGAGGGAAGAUCCAGCAACACGCGAUGCUGUUAGUGUGAGGGAGGCAUUGGUUGCAGAUGAUCUCAUAGGUGCCACUGAAGUUAUUUGUUCUCGUACACCUUCCCAAAUACAGAUCUUCAAGCAGACCUACAAUGCUGAGUAUGGGGUCAACCUAGAGCAUGAUCUAAAAUAUUAUACCUCUGGAGAUCACCAGAAGCUUUUGCUAGCAUAUGUAAGCGUGCAACGUUAUGAAGGUUUCGAAGUUGAUAGAAUGCUUGCUGAUAACGAUGCAACAACCCUCUAUAAAGCUGGGGAGAAGAAACUCGGAACUGAUGAGGACAUGUUCAUUAAAAUUUUUAGUGAGAGAAGCAGGGCACAAUUAGCUGCUGCAGAUUCAGCCUACAAUAGUAUGUAUGGACAUUCAAUUAGAAAGGCUAUAAAGAAAGAAACAUCCGGGCUCUUUGCAUACGCUCUUUUGACAAGUCUAAGAUGUGCAGAAAACCCAGCAAAAUACUUUGCGAAGGUACUACGAGAAGCAAUGAAGGGCUUGGGAACUGAUGACACAACACUCAUCAGGGUUAUCAUAACAAGGGUGGAGCUUGAUUUGCAGUACAUAAAGGCCGAGUAUGAGAAGAAGUAUAAGAAGUCACUGGUUGAUGCAGUCUACUCAGAAACAUCAGGCGAUUACAGAAGUUUUCUUCUUGCUCUCCUGGGUCCGAAGCAUUGAGGAUACAUGUUUGCACGCGUGCCUGUAUAGCGCGCAUUAAGCUUAUUCACAAAAGCAUAUGCAGUAAAACUAUAUAUAUAAUUCCAUUCAGCUUAUUCACAACAUUGAAAUUUUCAGUCUUAUACGAGUAUUAUUUAUGCAAAUUGAGCCAUUUUUGAAUUUCAAGCUCGACGAGAUAACAUGUAGCACUCUUAAAUCCUUUGUUUCUUAUUUAAUGUCAAAUUUCCUUCUUGAA
Messenger RNA from Chenopodium quinoa (quinoa), 1636 nucleotides. RefSeq names its product annexin D5-like. Lineage: Eukaryota; Viridiplantae; Streptophyta; Magnoliopsida; Caryophyllales; Amaranthaceae. The transcript is spliced from 5 exons. The record is from RefSeq and is a predicted model, not a curated record. Gene Ontology annotation, molecular function: calcium ion binding; calcium-dependent phospholipid binding. The coding region runs from base 592 to 1401 and encodes 269 amino acids. Gene Ontology annotation, cellular component: cytoplasm.